GCAGCACAUCACUGUGAUAAAAAAUUUGAGAGAUAAUAGUUCAUAUAACUGAACGAGUUAGCACUCUAACAUUUUCGUGUCAAUUGUAAUAUAUCACAAAUGAACAGAAAAAGUGGACGCAUUGCAAUUUUAUAUAUUAUUUUAAUAAUGCUGUCUAUAUGUGGCGAUUCCAACACACAAAGAAGUGUUGGUGGACGUGGAGUUUUAAGAAGGAACUACACUGGUAAAAAGCCCGUUUUAAUACAACAUCGCACCCCGGAUGCUGUCAACUAUUAUGAUCACGAAAAUGGUGCCAAAAUUAUAAAGUCUUCUCAUUUUGAACUGGAUUAUACACUUGGACGUAAGAUUACUUUCUUUUGUAUGGCACAAGGAAAUCCAAGACCCACAAUUACCUGGUUUAAGGAUGGAGCUGAAUUAUAUCAACAUCGUUUUUUUCAGGUUCAUGAAUCACAUAUAGAUUCUGACAUAACCAAAUCAAAAAUGGAAAUUGAUCCAACUACGCAAAUGGAUGCAGGUUAUUAUGAAUGUCAAGCGGAUAAUAUUUAUGCGAUUGAUCGCCGAGGAUUUCGUACAGACUAUGUGAUGAUUAAUUAUUAAGAUAAGAAUAACAUUUUUGUUAAUUAAAGUUUCA
Molecule: messenger RNA, 631 nt
Organism: Teleopsis dalmanni
Lineage: Eukaryota; Metazoa; Arthropoda; Insecta; Diptera; Diopsidae
Product: immunoglobulin domain-containing protein oig-4
Exons: 6
Coding region: 100-597 (165 amino acids)
Source: RefSeq, a predicted model, not a curated record